Orcinus orca (killer whale) is the source of this 7578-nucleotide messenger RNA. RefSeq names its product muscleblind like splicing regulator 2 (gene MBNL2). Bases 832 to 1866 code for a protein of 344 amino acids. The transcript is spliced from 8 exons. NCBI's taxonomy places the organism in Eukaryota, Metazoa, Chordata, Mammalia, Artiodactyla, Delphinidae. Gene Ontology annotation, molecular function: metal ion binding. The record is from RefSeq and is a predicted model, not a curated record.
GAAGGGCUGCAGCUUACAGCAACAGAGUUUAGACUGUCUUUGCUUCAUCAUCUGAAGGCAAAAUUUUCCAGAUACGGCAGACGGCUCUCAGAGUACAAUAAACAGGGAAUGAGAACUAUUUACAUGGAAAUUUCUUCCUCAUGAUGCAGCGGAGAAGCCUCGGCCGCUUGAUUUUGCCAGAUGUUCCUGGGGUUACUGUAAAAGGAAAGGAGAGGCAGAGCUAAACAAGGUUCAAGAUUUAAAAGUGCCUGUGUGAAGUCACUUUUGCUGGAAACCACAGCCCGGGAGCUUUUGUGUUAUCGUGUUUUGCUAUCCAAUACACAUUACCCUGACCUUACGAGUGGAUGAAGAUACCUCAGUUGUCUGGCUUUGCCAAUUGCUUGAUUUCGGAAUUUUAAAAGGUGAAAGGAAAGAGAAAUCCUGCUAAGAUCUGAACAUCUAAGUGGCUUAUUUUCCAGCAUCGUCAAUAGCUGCGAGCAUCAGAACUAAAUAUUCUCCCAAGGAGUGCCAUGAUAUUGAAGUCACUUUAUUAAAAACAAUUGUGUCUGCAAAACGAUCAGGCGACUCGGACGUUUGCAGCCAGAGAUGACACUGAGCAUGCUUUCAUUGCGGCCCGCAGUCUUCGAGUGGGGCAUAUUGAUUGAUGAGUGACCGCCUGCCGAUAAAUUCUCUCCUCACUCUGUUUCCCGGAUUGGGCUUCUUUAAGCAAUUUGUCACUUACCUUCAGACUUACAUGUGGGAUUUUUCACAGCAAUAGUUUUGGAAUCAUUGGAACUUGAUUUGAUUUCAUCAUUUAACAGAAACGAACAGGAUCCAAAUUAUUUUCUCAUCAUGGCUUUGAAUGUUGCCCCGGUCAGAGAUACAAAAUGGCUGACCUUGGAAGUCUGCAGACAGUUCCAGAGAGGAACGUGCUCCCGUUCUGAUGAGGAAUGCAAAUUUGCUCACCCCCCCAAAAGUUGCCAGGUCGAAAAUGGAAGAGUAAUCGCCUGCUUUGAUUCCCUAAAGGGCCGUUGUUCAAGAGAGAACUGCAAGUAUCUUCACCCUCCAACACAUUUAAAAACUCAACUCGAAAUUAACGGGAGGAACAAUUUGAUCCAGCAAAAAACUGCAGCAGCAAUGCUUGCCCAGCAGAUGCAAUUUAUGUUUCCAGGAACCCCACUUCAUCCAGUGCCCACUUUUCCUGUAGGUCCCGCAAUAGGGACAAAUACGGCGAUUAGCUUUGCUCCUUACUUAGCACCGGUAACCCCUGGAGUUGGGUUAGUCCCAACGGAAAUUCUACCCACCACACCUGUUAUUGUUCCCGGAAGUCCACCUGUCACUGUUCCGGGCUCAACUGCAACUCAGAAACUUCUCAGGACUGACAAACUGGAGGUCUGCAGGGAGUUCCAGCGAGGAAACUGUGCCCGGGGAGAGACUGACUGCCGCUUUGCACACCCCGCUGACAGCACCAUGAUCGACACAAACGACAACACCGUAACCGUUUGUAUGGAUUACAUAAAGGGGCGUUGCAUGAGGGAGAAAUGCAAAUAUUUUCACCCUCCUGCACACUUGCAGGCCAAAAUCAAAGCUGCGCAGCACCAAGCCAACCAGGCCGCGGUGGCCGCCCAGGCAGCCGCGGCCGCGGCCACAGUCAUGACUCAGUCGACUGCCAAAGCAAUGAAGCGACCUCUCGAAGCAUCUGUAGACCUGGCCUUUCCUCCUGGUGCUCUUCAUCCUUUACCAAAGAGACAAGCACUUGAAAAAAGCAACGGUGCCAGCACCGUCUUUAAUCCCAGCGUCUUGCACUACCAGCAGGCUCUCACCAGUGCACAGCUGCAGCAACACACGGCAUUCAUUCCGACAGAUGAGAAAGCUGAGGCCCCCUAAAUGUGCAGUGACUUCCCAAGGUGGCACUACUAAAGAGAAAAAGACCUAGAACCCAGUUUCCCUGUGACCAGCUCGAUGUACAUGACAUGACACCAGCCAGCUUCCAUAGGCAGAGGCCAGAGUCCUCCUUUAGAGCCUGGCAUAAAACAUCAGAUAAAAGUGAAGAAACAAGAGUACAAUGCACGCCAACCCUCCUCUGUUUUUUUACCCACAAUGCAUGCCAACCCUCCUCUGUUUUUUUACCCACCUUCCUGACCACAGACCUACAUACACCAUACACAAACACAAAGAGUCACCAUAAAUGACUGGGGUUUUGACCUUUUAGUCUGAGCUAAAAGAAGGGAUAACAUUUGCAAAAUAAAAUUUGCUGGAGUGUCAAAAAUAAAAAAAGAACCACGGAGUGACUUAGGCUUUAGUGAGAAGGCUGUCCAUUGAGUUCUUAGUUUGAAGUCAAAAUUUUCAGCCUCUGACAGUGACUUGAAGGUCAAUAUAGGUGAAUAACAAUUUUAUCAAAAAAAAAAAAAAAGCAUAUUGAUCCCAAUCCACACGGGUGGACUUUUCACGUUUGUUAUCUAUUUUCUUAAAUCCUGUAGCAUAUCAGGAAUUAACAUAGGAGGGAGCUGAAUAAAUAUUUCUAUCCUAUUCUUUAUAUAAAAUCUACACUUUGAAAUGAAUUAUUAACCUAACAAUAUUUAUAUUGUAGUAAAAAAUAUAAAUUACAUUAGUAAAGUGGUUCUUAGUAUAUAGUUUUCUUAUUUUAGUUCUGCUCUUCUCUUAAAAUAAAUAGACUCAUAGACCUGUAGAAUGUGUCUCCAAAUCAGUAAUUAUUGGGGCUUCAAUCUUGUCCUAUUACAACCUUAAUUAGUGACAUUUCAGUACAGUUAUAGCACAGCAGUGAUUGUACUUGUAAUCCACUUGAUAUAGCAUGUUUGUAAAAUAAUUACUAGAAGGUAAACUUAUCUGAAGGCCCUGUGUGAUUUCUACAAGUGUCAUAUUUGAUAGACCUUGUCACUACAUAUUUUAAGAGAAAAAAAUUGUGGAAGAAUAUACUGAGUGGAAAAACAGAAAAGGACAAGUCUGUUUCUGAAGACUGGGUAGUAAUGCCACUACCAUUUCCUGGGAAUGCCUCUGAAACCCUGGAGCUAAGCCAUGCAAAAGGCUGAAGGCCUCUAACUCAUAUUUAACACUUCAAUUCAAUAAUGACUGACUUGUUAAAUCACUGGAAGAAUUCUCAUUUAAAAAUAUUUCACCUGGAAACCAUUUAAAGACUUCCAAAGCAAGAACGAAUAACGUCCCAUUUGCAAUGGCCUGAUUAUAGUUGAUGAAAUGCUUGUAUUGAGGACCCAAGGGCUGUUCUGGGUGCUGUGGUUGUGCACUUCCGCCCCCUGCUGGACUCUUUAAGAACUGUUCAAGUGUGUCCAGCAACUCUCCAUAGAGUGGGCUUUGGGAGCAGAAAAGUGGGUCCUAGCCCGCUUAAUUCUGUGGAUUAGAAGUAUUUCCAUCUGUAACAUGACAUAAAUAUCAUAAUGAACAAACAUGUGGAUCUCAUGCUCUGAAAUGGUAUUUCAACUUCUAUGAAGUUUUCACGUUUCUCUUAAAUGAUGAAAGGAUAAUUUUAUUAAAAGGAAAUUAGCAUAGUCCUUCCCCCAGUUAAAUCCAUAACAGAAAAUUCAGUGUUUAUUUUGGCUCUAGUUUUUAUUUCAGGCACUCUUUCUCAUAAGCCACAUUUUCAACCUAAUUUAAAAUGAUAAUGAUCAUUCUUUGUUAAUCACUGUUGUUUUAAACUCUGAAAAUUAAGUGAUGAUGUUCAAAAAUAAUUUUUUUAACUUAGUAAAUGAGGAGCUCAUUACUUUUAAACUGACAGAUUUUGAUUUUUCUCUAAAUACUUUACAUUAACAAUUAUCAUAAAUGUGAAACAAAAAAACAUUUUAUGUUCUCCUGGAAGUUACCCUUUACUGAAAGGUCAUUCACAGUGAAGUUUUUGAUAUGCUGCUAAAAUUCUCCCAUUGAUACAAUGUGACUUUGAAUUUCAGGAAUUCUGCCUCCAGGCUGUGGAGAUAUUAAUUUAAAAUAUUACGCAAAAUAUGGGAUUCUUCUCCAAACCCAUGCUAAUAUAAUUAUCACCCUGGUUAAUGCCCUAGCACAUUUGCAGUGGGUGGGAUUUUUCCUUUUUUGAUAGGCAUUAUUUUAACCUAGUGGUUAUACUUUUUUUUGCUAUGUUAGGAAAGUGACAAAAACCACACACACAGAAAUAGCAGCAUAAUAAUUCUUGGCAUUUCUCUGACAGGUUUAUUCUGAGUUCCUCUAAGUGUUCUUAUCUCAUUAUCCUUCAAGAUAGUUCCGCCAAGUGGCAGGCGUAAUUAUUUGCAUUUUGCAGAUGGGAAAACUGAGGCUGUGCCUUUGCCGUAAAGUGGAAUAUAUGAUUCAUGGAAUUGUCCAUAUAAUUCUACUCGCAGAUUCUAGAGCUGAAAUGUUUGUGCAACUGAAGCAGAAAACAUUUGAGAAGUGUUUGUUAAUAGAAUUAGUGCCUUAGUGAAAUGCUUCUGCCAGUCAGAGCAAAGACGACCUACUGACUCUCUCCUUGAUUUAUUUCAUUAUAUUGGAAAUACAGAGUAAGUAGAACAGGGAAGUGCUAGCACAAAUACUGCCUAAUGAUCAGAAACCAUACUAUUACAUAAGCGUAUCACACACCUUGGUGAAAGAUUUGUCAGUGUUUAGUGGAAACCCUAUCUGUAUAACCAUAGCAAAAUGUGUUUAUCCUAUUGAAUUCAGCAAGCCACUGUUGAACACAUAGUCUGUUCUGGGUUCCAAAGCCAGUAGGGGCAUACAACGAAGUUCAGAACACGGCAAAAACCAAAUAUAAUGCAAAGCGUGAAGGGCUACCUUAGGGAGUGGGCAAAGCGAUUUGAGAAUGAGGAAGCAAGAGACAAUGUAUUCGCCAUGGGACAUGCAGUAGGUGGUGGCGACGAAGGAUAUGGAGAAAGAAGGACUUUCCAAAGGAGGAGAAAUUUGCUUAGGACUUUGAAAGGAAAAUUUACCAGUGUGGGAAGAGCAUCCCAGGCAGGGGGAAGAGCAUGGAUUGGGAACAGUGUACUUGAGGAAUAACAAGUUGCCCGUUGUAGCUCAGUGUAAAGUACUGAAGGGGCUGUGUUUGCAGGGGUGGGGGGUGGGAGAGAGUGGGGUGAAAAGGCAGAGAUGGAGCUUAGAAAGGAGAUCAGGACCAGAAUCUGCCAUUGAGUAAGACAGCCACACAUUGCAAAACUUCUGUGUUUCCGAUAUGCAUAUCACUUUUAGGCCACAUAGAGAGAGAUGCUCAUCACAUUGAUUUGGUUGAGCGUUUCAGGCGCAUCCUGAACUGAAGCCAAAGGACGGUUCCAGUCCUAGCCCAGUGUGGCUGUAGGAGCUGCUGUUGAUGAUCUGCAGCUCAGUGACAUUCAGGUGUGUCCAAGAAAGGAAAGUGCUCCAAGAAAGCCCAUCCGCAUUGGAAUGCGAGAGAAUAACAUGGAAUUUUUAUAGGGAUGAUUUUGAAUCCAGCCAUGGUUGACUUUGAAAUCAUUCACGAACUGGGUACUUUAAUACAUUUUAGGAACAAGUUGCUCCCAACACACUCUCACUGGUGGCUGAGAACAUUCACUCAAUUGACUGUUUACCAUGCGCCCCAUAGACGUAGGCAGACAUGAACCCUGCCCUCCAGAGUUUACAGUGGAAGAGGAGAGGUGGAUUUCAAUAAAUAGCCAGAGAAGUAUAUAAUUAAAAGUUUUUAUGAGUAUAAUGAAUGAAAAAGUAGAGAGUUCAGUAAGGUUUAAAAUAGGAAACUGAUUUAAGUGGCAUGUGAAUAUAGGUAACAGAACAAUUGAAGAGUUUUUUAAAGAAGCAACAUAUACCUCGAGACCUGGAAAAUGAAGAAUGGGGUAAUGAUGAUUUUAGGCAGGGGCGGAGAGCUGUGAGAAGCCCAAAAGUAGGACAAAAGUGUGAUGAGUUCAUUUCAAAGAAAUGAAAGGCUAAUCUGUCUGAAGCUUGGUGCAUGGGGGCUAGGGGAGGAGUAUAGUGUGAGCUGGGGAGAUAGUCAGAGACUAGACCAUGGGAACCUUUAUCCUAAAAGCAAUGAGAAGGCAAUGAAUCAUUUCCAGCAGAGAAGUGAACAGACCUGUAUUGGGGAAGGUUUACUCUGCCAGCAGAAUGGAGAAUGGACUAAAGGGGGGGACGAGAAUGGAGGCAGGAAGACCACUUAGGAUGUUACUGCAUAGCCGAUCCCAGAUCAUAAAAUGGUGAUCAGGCCAUGAGGAGUGGCAGUGAAGAUGGACCAAUAGACAAACACAAGACGCACUUUAGAAGCAGAACUGCUUUGUCUUAUUGGUGAGUUGGACCAGGGAAUUUCACGAGGGAAAGUGGUGUCAGGGAGAACUUUCAGUUUGGGCUAGAGCUACGACAUCAAUGGUGACGUCCAUCUAGCAUUUCCUGAGGUGGAGAAACAGAUGCUGUGGAAAAGGUCAACGCUUGGACAUGUUCGAUUUGAGAUGCUUGUGAGAAAUCCAAGUAGGAAGGCCAGAUAAACAGUUAGAUAGAAAAACCUGGAGCUCAGAGGAGCUAUCUGGGCGGGAUACAUAAAUUUGGAAGCCUUGAGCUUGUAGAUAGUAUUUAAAUCCUAAAUUGAAUUAAUACCAUGGAGUGAAUGACAUACCAGAAGAAAAGUAUAGAGUAGAUGAAAAGGAACCAGACUGAGCCCUGAAAAACUCUAGUAUAUAGAGAUAGAGUAUGUGUGUGUCUGUGUUUGCAUAUGUGUCUGUGUCUGUGUCUGUGUUAUCAGAAAAUCCAAGGGAAAAGAGUAGUUUAUUACAGAGAGAGUAGACAAGUGCUAAAUGUUACCAUGACUCAGGAUGGAAGGGUUCUUACUGAUUGCAGAAAUACGGAGUUCUUUGAUGACAUGCAGUUUGAGUGGAGAGGUGAAAAUGAAAGCCAAAUUGGAGAGGAUUGAAGAAUAAACGGGGUCAAGGAAGUGCAAAUUUAUGUGUAGGUAACUUUCCAGAAGUUUGAUUGUGAAGAAGUUUAGAAACAUAGGGCUGGAGAAAGAUAGGGUGUCAUGAGGUGUUUGUGUGUGUGUUUUCAGUUGGAUAUAUUAGCACAUGUUUGCUGAAGAAUCCAGGAGUGGCCCAGUUAAAUAGCCUCUUUUCCUGACUAGUUAAUGUUGGCCUGAUCAAAACGCAGAUCAGGCAAAAAGUCUCCCUCAGGUGUGAACAGUUCAGCAGAGAGAAUAAAGACGUACACAUCUCAGAUUCUUCACCCAGUAUCUCAGAAGGCAGUUCUAAAACCCUAAGUGGGUACACCUACCUUCAUUAAAGACUACUUCUCUGGUACCCAUAUGACACCCAAUCUUCAGUUACCUAAAUCCUUACAUUACCUUGAUUUUCACUCUAAGGAGCUGAACCAGAAGUAGAUAAUUCCUUUCAAUACAAUUCUUUUUUCAGUAUUCCACAACAUAUGUUAUAUUCAUGGUCCGUUUUCUGAUUCAAGUACAUUAAUAUGACCACCCACAGGUAAGGCAGCUAUUUCCAAGGAAGGGCUGUAAACCCCCCUCCCUCCCUCUCUCCUUCCCACCCUCCCACUUACCCACCUAGACACCAAAAACCCCUAGCCCUGGUCCUAUCCCAGCCUCAGUUCAGUGCUGUUUUGCCUCUGCAGUGUUUAGAUUUUAUUGCUAGCCACCGCUCCUUU